UUUGUAUAUUAUAUUAUUAUUACCUUUUUGAAUGUUCAUUUAUAAUAUUAAUAAAAAUAAAAUUUAUUUUACAUUAUUAUUUGUAACUAUAAAAAAAUAAUACAAUAAUAUAUAAACUGACACUCUCGCAAUGACAGAUUUUAAGCAACCAAUUGUGUUAAAUGCAGCACCUACUAUAGAUCAAAUAAAAUCUGAUCGUAUUACACAGGUAUUAAAAUUAAAUAUUUUUAAAAUUGUUAAACAAUUAUGAACUAAAGUAACCUAAAUUAUGAAUUGUGUAGUUAUCAUCCAAGUAUUGGGCUCCAAAUGUGAAUCCUGAUCAUUACUUGCCUUAUAAUGAAGAUGUCAUACAUGAUAUUUAUAAUGAAGAAAUAUUUAAGUCAAAGUGAGUUACUGUACAAAUUUAAAUGAAUACAUGAAUGUUGACUUUAAAAACUACCUAUUUAAAAAAACAAUAUUAUUUUGAUCUAAUCAUCUAUAUUUAUUUGUUAAGAUUUUCAGUUUUUAAAUCACCAUUAUUACAUCCAACUAAAUUUAUAUACUAAUCCAUAGAGCAACCCAUUAAUUAAUUUUAUGUUUUAACCCUGCUAUUCUUCCAUGUAUGAUACAAUUAAUUGUAUGACAGAUUGUACAAUUUUGUUUGAUACAAUCUCAUAAACGAUUAUCAUAACGUGUAUGAAAUGUAAUCAUAACGAAAUGAAGUUUGAAUGUGUAAAAAAUUGUAUAAUAUGUUUGAAUGAUAUGAUAAAUUUAAUAAUCUCAAUAUAUUUUUGUGUGAAUUAAAGUCUGUAACUGAUAAUAUCAUUUUUCACAGAGAUUAAAAAGUAGUUUCAUCCAUUUAUAAAUAAUUUUAAAGGUCUCUGGACUCAUUAUACUAAGUUUCAAAGUAAAUUGCAUGUGAAUAUCUAUUUUCUUUCUUUUUCAUCAUUAUUCAAUAACAAUGCAAUGAUAAUAGUAGCUUUUGUUUUUUUCACAUGGGAUUCAUAAUAAAUGAAUAAAAAAUUAAUACAUUAUACACUAAUUACAUCUGUAUUGGUAGGUAUUUGAUAGGUUAUAUCAUACUGAGUUUAUAUUAUGAUGCACCUACCAAAUAAAAAUUAUAAGUUGUAUAAAUAAGUAUGUGGUAAUUGCAUACUGCAAGUUCGUACAAUUUGUCUUAAGAUUAUUUUAUUGUGUAUGGGGUCUUUAUUCUCUUCAUCUAUAUUGUAUCAACAAUUCUUAGUUUACUUUAUAUGCUUAUAUAUUUUUGAAUAGUUGAGUUUUUUUUCUUAUAUUCUUAAUUCAGUAUGGUAUUUUUUUUAUUUUUUUUGUUAUUUCACCACUUCCUAGAUAAAUUACAAAUAUAAAAAGAAAAUUAUGAAAUAUUUUCUAUGAGUUUCCUAACCUUAAGCCGCCAAUGAUUAUUAUUAUAAAUAUAAUUAUUUUUUUGUCUAUAUAAAAUUAAAACCAUAAUAUAUUUAAAUUUUAGUUUUUCAGUUAGACGUAUUAUGAUUUUAGAAUUUAGUCAAUAUUUGGAAAAUUAUUUGUGGCCUAAUUAUAAAUCAUUAACUGCUUCAUUUGCACAUACAAUGUCUAUUGUUAUAAUGUUAAAUGAAAAAUUUCGAGAACGUGUAGCUCCUUGGCAGGUAAAUUGUUAUUAUUUUAUGUCAGUUAUUCAAAUUUAUUAAAUUGUACAAAUAAUAUAUUUUAAUUUAAGGCUUUCAAAAAACAACCUCGUGAAUUUGAUGGUUUUAUAGAUCAAGUACUGUAUGCCAGUCUUUCUUCUGAAUACCACAUUAAAGAACAGAUUGCUCUUAUUGUUUUUUUAAAUCAUUGUUUUCAAUGUAUGGAAACUGAUCUAGUUCGGAACAAAAUGAAAAAACUUGUGUCUAUAUCAAUUUGGAUUAAAUUACAAGAAGUAUGCAAUUUAAAAUUAUUUUAUAUUUUCACUUGAAAAUAAUAUCACUAUAAAUAUCUUAAGUUAGUUAUAGUUAUCCCUAAAAAAAAUCAAGCUAAGUGAAAAUUGGUUUUUAAGUAUGUAAUAACUAUUUUGACUUUUUUUUCUUAAUUCAAUUUUUUUCUUUUAACUUGCUGUUGCUUAGCUUUGGCAGAGUAAUUAAUUGUAUAUAAAUUAAAAUUGGUAUGUGGAAUACUCAAUGGAUGGUUGAGUACUUUCUGCAAACAAAUAAAUAUAACUAGUUAUUUUCUUUGGUAUUUAUUAACUCAUUUAUAGUUUAAUUUUACAUAUUUACAGAUAUUUAUGCCUUAUUAUUAUUAUUUAUAUUUAUUUUUUAGAAGCGGAGAACAUUAGAAUUAAGCCAAGUACCUAAAUGGAAAAAGUUAUGGAAUCGAAUACAAAAAAAAAACAAAGAGAUACCACCAGAAUGUGUAAAAACAGCAGAACUUGAAAAGACAUUUUUACAUUCAUUAUGUGUUAAAUUUUUUGAUAUUUUAGAAAGCAAGGCAUUGAAUGGUAAAAUUUUCACAUUUUUCCUUUGUUAAAUAAUAAAAAAAAUCAUUUAUAAUUAGUAAACUGUAAUUUAAGAUAUCACAUAAGUGUUAAUGUUAAACAAUCUAAAUUAUUUUUAUAAUGAACUUUACUAAUUUUAAAAAAUUUGGGAUUUCUUUUUUUUUUUUUAAAUAUAAUAAAUAAAAAACCGACUAAAAAGGUAUAUUUAAAUGUUUUUAUUUUUCAGAUAAUUUAUGUAAAGAUCAUUUAAAUUAUUGUGAACGUUUUUUGGAAAUGCUUAUUGAUUUAGAAACAUCAUUGCCUACUAGAAGAUUUUUUCAUGUCAUUUUAGAUGAUAUUCAUUUAAUAGACCGAUGUUAUUUAUCUCCAAUAAGUAAUCGUGAUGAAGGCCACCUUUUCAAACAAGUUUGUUUAUCUAUUUAAAAUUAAUUAUUUAAAAUUAAUUUUAGUAUAUUGUCAACCUUAACAGCUUUUGGAUAUUUUGAAAUUUUAUUUCCAUUUUGAAAUUUGUCAAGCAACUGGUGAUCCAUUGAAAGAAAAUGAAGUAAUGCAACAACAUUAUGACAAAAUGACUUCUUUACAAGUAUGUGUAUUAAAAUCUCAUGUUCCAUAUUAACAAUACUCUGUUCCACAAUAGAAUAUUUAUUUUUUGCACAUCACGGCUGACAGGUUGUGGCAAUUAUAGUGCCCUAUACAAUACAAAGUUGCCAUAGUUGGAGUUUAAGCGUGAUCAUGACUUUGGAAGUGUGAGAUGUGCCAACGUCGACACAAAUGUGUCUGCAGACUGAGUAUUUUCUUGUGGAACAGAGUACAUAAACUGAUUAAAUAAGUAUUAUACAUAACGUAAAACACUUAUUACCUUAGAAAGUAUUAACUUUUUCGGUAGUUGUUUUUUUACAAUUUAAGAAACUAGCAACUUUCAAAUGUUAUAUUCUUGUUGAUGAUGAAACCAACUUUUGAUUUUUAAAUAGAAGCCUAUUUUUAGUUUAAAUACAUUUUGGUAUGGACAUUUUUAACCAUCAUCAACCCAUUAACAAGAUGUUCCAUUUUUAAGUUUGAUGUUUUGUGGAUACUAGGGCUUUAUUUAUGUGGAGGCUCAAAAAUAAUGUGCAAUAACGAUAUACAAUUCUCCCCUAUCCAUAAAAUGUCAAACAAAUUGAUGGCAAUUGUAAUAUUUAACUCCAAUAUGUGUUAGAACUGAAACUUCUGUUUAUAGAAUUUUUAAUAUAGAUUUCUGUUUAAAACUCAAAAGUAAGCAAUGAUUUCACUCCCAAAAAUAAUAUUUAAGUACUGUAUUUCCUAAAUUUUCUAAAAAUCAAAUUCCGAUAGAUUAUUAUUUUCUAAGAACAAUAUAAUUUUAUUAAACUUCUACAGAAAAAAAUUAUUUGAUAAUGUUUUAAAAACUACCCAUAAUAAAUUAUUUAUUAAUAUAAUAUAUUAUUUUUUCAGGCAACUUUAUUUAAAAAAUUUACGAAACUGCAAGACUUUUCAUUAUCUAAUAUUAAUGCUGUUGAUAAAUAUGAUUCACUUAUUAAACAUUUUAAAAAUUUAAGGUACAUAUUAAAUUAUUUAUUUGUUAAUUGGUAUUUUUGAUUAUACCUCAUACAUAUAUUCUUAAGAUGAAGCUUAAAAAGAACUGAAACUUUGGAUGGGUGUGGCCAAUGUUGUAGGUAGAUAUUUGGGAAGAAAGGAUACAUUAAAUUAUUUAAUUAAUACCUGUAAAUAACGAAAAACCAUUGCUAAUGAAACAUGAUUUAUAGUGAAAAUUUGUUAUACAUGUUUUUAAAAGCUGUAAUAUUUAAGAUUUUUAUCGAAAUUUAAUAUGAAAUUUCCCGACUAGAGUAAAUCACAGUUUGUUCUUGGUAACCAGCUAGAUUAAAAAUUCAACAAAAAAUAUUUCAUGUUGUUUUUCUAUUAGAGCAACAUUUCUGGUAGAAAACUUAAAGCAUACAAAUUUAUAAUGUCAUUGUAAUCCAGUAAUUUCAAAAAAAUUUUGUUUUGGUUUUCUUAAAAUUUUAAUAAAAAAUACUUAAGAUAUAAAAAAAAAUAUGUAAUUCAAUCUUUUAUUAUUUUCCAUUUGAGCAAGUUUUCUAGUAGAAAACUUAAGUUUCAAAAAUUAAAAACAAUGUAAUCAGUAAAUAUUUGCCACUUAACCUAUACAUUUUCCUUAGGGGUUUUCCCAACUAUAUUGAAAAACCUUUGGAAAAUCAAAAACUGAUAUCUUAUGAAUCAAAUAGUCAACAUUUCCCUUGAUAUUUCCUCACAAAAUAACACAUAUAGUUAAACCAAUAGAUCUCUAUGGUAUGCUCCAAAUUUAAAAAUGUAUAUGUAUUUAAUAUAGUUAAAAUUUCUACCCAUAUUGAAAUAACAUUUUAUUAUUUAAAAAUGUUUGUUAAAUAAAAAAAUAAUAAUGUUAUAUAGAUUAUCAAGGAACACCUAAUUUUUAUUAUAUUGGGGAUUGACAUAUAAGUAAAUACAUUAUUAAAAUAGCUUUAAUUUAUUGGAUACAAAAAGAAUCAUUAUAUUAUAAUUUAGUCUAAUUAAUUCAAAGUUCUAUGUUAGGUUAAAUAUUUAAUUUAUUUCUCAAUUAUUAAUUUUAUAAACUACUAUCUCUGAUUCAGUAAAAUUUAAAUUUUAUUGUUAUAAUUUAUUUUAAUUUCAGUAAUCAAGAACUUCAAGAUAUUUCUAGGGAACUUAAUUUGAUUCCUGAUGAAAACAAUCGCAUGGUUGAAAAUUGGUAUCGUUAUGAUUCAGAAUUUUUAAUGUCUGUGCUGGUAUGUAUAGAUAAAUUGAUUUAUAUUUUAAAAAGUGCUUUUCAAUAAUGUUUGCAUGACACCAUGACCGAUCAUAAAGAUAUAAGGAUUAUUAUUUUCCAUAGCUGGUUGGUUGAGGUUAUACUUUCACAUUCAAAGCAUUUAUUAUUAUUAAAUAAAAAAAAAUGAAAAAUGAAAAAUAAAAGAAUGACAAAGCUAUUAAUAUGAAAUAUUUAACAAAAAUUAAUACAAAAUGACGUUAAAGUUGUGUGUAUAUAAAUAUGUAAAAAAGUGCCACCAGCUGACAAAUUGUUGAUCAAAUAUAUAUGGUUGUACAUUAAUUGUAGUGAUGUCAUGAAAUAGAAGUAGCAAUCAUUUUUCCUACUUUUAGAUUCUGAGUAGAGCAAAGUUGUUUAUUUUUGUUUUUUUUCUGAGAACAACUUAUCUACAAGCAAUUUUGCCCAAACUUUCUUUUAAUGAUAGCAACAUUUCUGAAAGAAAAUUUUCAGGGAUCACUAAUAAUUAUCCAAAAUAAUAUUAAAAACUAAUCUGAUAACUAUAUUUCUAAAAAUACACGAAAUAACCCAGAACUAAAAUACAGUUAUUAGUUCUUAUCAAUACAUACUUUAACACCUUAUGCAUUUUCGGUUUUCUUUAAAUUGAUUAAAAACUAGAUUAAUAAUUAAAUAUUGAUAAUUUUGAUAAUUAACUUAAUUGUCUGAUAAUUACCAAUACCUGGAAAUCUCACUGUGGAGAUACUUUAGAAAGGUCAUUUUUGAAUUUUAUCAGGAGUUUUUUCAUCGAAUUUGAUAAACCGGGAUAAAACAUUGGGAAAAUCGGUUCAACAAAUAUUAAAGAAAAAUAUAUAAAGUCUAUUUAUUUAUUUAUUUAUUUAUUUUACUAUAAAAUGACAUAUAUAUAUAUUGUUGACAAAGCAUCGCUAUCAAUUUAACUCUGCUCAGAAUUGUUACUUUCACAAAAAAAAUAUAUCAUAUUAGCAUUAAAAUUUUAUCUGUAGCUGUGAUCAAUUGUAUUAUUAAAAUUACGACAUAGUAACAAAUGACUUAUUAGUAAUGGUGGAUAUAUGGCUUCAAAUGUUUAUAUAGUUGGUAUAGAGAACUUUUUUUUUUUUUUUUUGUGGUGAUAUCACUGUACUGUAGAGGGGAUGCACUUCACUUGUUAAGACGCUUUUGCCCCUGCAUCUGUAUCUUUUAUUGUUUAUUAACAGAACAUACAUAAGUUGUAUGUUUUAAGUUAUAGUUGUAUAACUUAAAACAAGGCUAAAAUGGGUCUUCAUAUAUUUUGAAGGGCUUUAUUACUCCCAAUUUUCAGCUUUGGUGUAUAAUAAAUAACGUAUUAACUAAUUAUAUACAGCUUCUAAUAGUCUUCGCUUACCUCUCUUCUUUUUUCUUGGUUCUGGUACUUCCACUGGGCUCAUAUUCAUUGCCUUCCACAUCAACCUUGACUAGCAUUUUUUCAACUAUGUCUCCAGUUCCUUGAGGCUUUCCAUAACAUGUUCCAGUUCCUACCUUUGUCUUUACAAAAAUCACCACUUCCAAUCCCCUAAAGCUAUUCUUCGACAGUUUUAGAAUAAUUUGGUCCAAUUUGUAGAUAUAUACAAAGAUAAAUUUUGGAAGUAAUAUUAUUAAAAACUUGUCUCAAAAUUUUGAGGUGUAAAUAGGACUAUUAAAUUAAAAAAGUAUAUGAACGUGUUGUACAUAAAAACUAAUUCCCCUCCCUCCCCAAAAUUUGUUUUCAUUUAUGACACUAAUUUGCCUCCUUUAAAUGAGCUUUAGAUCUGCUACCGGUACUCAUUAUGUGAAAAAUAUUUAUUUUUUUUUUGAUAUUUUAUAAUACAAAUAUUUAGGUGUCACGACAUGAAGCUAGAGAAUCACAAUUACAAAUUUUAAAUGGAAUGCCACUUUACCCCACAGAAGAUAUUAUAUGGAAUGAAGCUGUGGUUCCUACUGAAUAUUAUAACGGAAACAAUUGCUUGGCAUUACCUAAAUUAAAUUUACAAUUCUUAACCCUUCAUGAUUAUUUAUUGCGUAACUUUCAAUUGUUUCGAUUAGAGUCUACGUGUAAGUUGCAUAUUUUUUUUAGUUUAAUAUGUGAGAUUGUAAUGUUGAUGACGUUUAAAAUUAAAACUUGACCACUAAAAAAUAUUAGUAUACAUUUUUAUUUUGUAAUUAAUAAGAUAAUUUAAAUUAUUUUUUACAGAUGAGAUUAGACAGGAUAUAGAAGAUUCUAUUACUCGAAUGAAUCCAUGGUAAGUUAAAUACUUAUAAUACUAAUAUAUCAUAUUUACCAUUUUCUAGUUGGCAAAGAAUUAUUUUAUUUUAUGUUUCUACAUCAAUGUAUUGGAAAAUAUGAAUUAAACAAAUUGAUAGUCGUCUAAAUUACUACAGUUCAACUAAUUUGAAGUGAUUUCAAUACUUGUAAUUAAUAUUUUAUUUUUAUUUUAGUAAAUCUGAAGAUGGGAAUAUUUUCUUUAGUGGUUAUUCCAAGAUGGCAUUACCGAUUGAUAAUUUUUUGGUUGUAGAAGUUGCCAAACCUAAUCUUGGUACAUAAAAAACAAAUAAUAUAAUUUCCAUUUUCAAUAUAAUUCUUUAUAAUUAUUUUUUUAAUUUUACACUAAAUAUGAUUAGGCCAUUUACAACCUUCUCGAGUUCGAGCUGAUGUUUCAGUUACACUAAAUGUAAAAAAAGAUGUUCAAGAAGAAUGGGAGAAUUUACGAAAACAUGAUGUAUGUUUCUUAUUAACUGUAAAACCAAUUCUGCCAAUAGGUAAGUAAAUAUAAAUAUAUAUAUUUUCUACAAACAUUAUGGGUUUUUAAAAAUAUUUUAGGGUCUAGAAUUGACUAUCAUAAGCCAUUUUUGCAACAAACAGUAAUAGUUUGUGUUAGAGGUUGUGAAGUAGAAGGCAUGCUGGACAAUAUGGGCCGUGUAAUUGAAGAAGGACCUGAUCCAAGGCCAGUUUUGCCUGGCCAAAAACGAACAUACCGUGUUUGGUUGGAUUGUAAUCAAUAUCGUACUGAUCUAGAUAAUGUUGCUGCUGGAAAAAUAGUAUGUUUAAUUAUUAUUCUAAUGAUAAAAAUGUAAUUUGUUUUAAUUUUUUUUAGGAUGUUUAUGAAACAUUUAACAUAUUAAUGCGUAGAAAACCUAAAGAAAAUAAUUUUAAAGCGGUUUUAGAAACCAUUCGUCAUUUGAUGAACACAGAAUGUGUUGUACCUGAAUGGAUUCAUGAUAUUAUUUUAGGAUAUGGUGAUCCAUCAGCAGCUCAAUAUGAUAAGUAGGUUAAUAUAUGAUAAUCAUUUUGUUGGAAUCUUAGGAAACUACAUAUAAACAAUAUUACUUGACCAAAACAUAAAUUUUUGAAGUGGCUUAAGCUUUGAUGUAUAAAAAAAAAAAAAACAAUUUCUUUUAGUUAAACAAAUUUUAAAAAUCAACCAUAAUUUUAAAGCAUAAUUGCAAAGCUUUAUUAUCUGUACUAAUUAAAACUGAUAGAAGUUCAAAUAAUUAAAUAAUGAUUUUAAUUUUGAAAUUGCUAAAGAAAAUCUUUGAAGGAGUCUUUUAUAUCAUUUAUCUAAAAUUUAAUAUUAAUACAAGCAACAAAUUGAAAUUCUCUUCAGUAAUAAAACAUAUAGAUUUAGAAGUGCGGAUAAUCUACACUACUGUAGGGUGGUGGACACACUUACUGUGUGGUUUUUGUUUUGUCUCUUAAAAACUUUUCUUCUGAAAAUCUUACUUUAUUAUUCAAGUAUAGAAUUUUUUCUAAAAUCGUAUGUGAUAUUUAUAAUUUCAAUUGUUAUGUUUUAGAAUGCCAAACAGAAUAAAGGUAAUGAACUUUAAUGAUACCUUCUUAGACAUGGACCACUUAUUGUCAAGUUUCCCAAAUCAUAAAAUAAUUCCGCACGAGAACAACUCAAAUAAAAUGUUACCUCCAUAUCGGUUUGUUAAAAUGGUUUAAUUUGUACGUACAUUAUAUUAAUUUUUUUUUAUUAUAAUUCGUUAGUAUUCAUUUUCAAGAAACUAAUGAUUCAACAAAUGGUGAGAUCUUGAAAAAAGCAUUUGUACAAUCUGAGAAAACUGUGAACAGAGGUCCAUAUACAUUUAAUCAGCCCAAAAAGUACAAAAAUAAACAUAAAAAAAUAUUAUUAUAUUAGACAUUGAUUAACAUGUCAUACAUGUUUUUUUCUUUAUUAGAAACAUAAUACGUUUUACACCUACUCAAAUUGAAGCAAUAUAUUCUGGUAUGCAACCUGGUCUUACUGUAGUUGUUGGUCCUCCAGGUACUGGUAAAACUGAUGUGGCUGUACAGAUUAUUUCUAAUUUAUAUCACAAUUGGAGAAAUGAACGCACUUUGAUUGUGACUCAUUCAAAUCAGGCAUUGAACCAAUUGUUUGAAAAAAUUAUGGCAUUAGACGUAGAUGAAAGACAUUUGUUACGUUUGGGUCAUGGGGAAGAAGCAUUAGAAACUGACAAGGAUUUUAGUCGGUAUAUUUUUUUAGUUUUGUUUAUGUUAUAGUAUAUAUCUGAGUAUUUGUUACAAUAAGAUGUAAAAUUAAUUUAAUUAUACUAUUUUAUAGGUAUGGACGAGUAAAUUUUGUUCUAGCCAAGAGACUUCAGUUAUUAAAUGAAGUACAGAGAUUACAAGACUUAAUGAAUGUACAAGGAGAUAUGUCAUAUACUUGUGAGACUGCAAUGCACUUUUUCUGGUCUCAUGUACUUCCUAAAUGGAAUAAGUUUCUUACAAUGUUGAAAAAUAUAGAGGAAAAUUCUGAUGGAGUAAGUAUAUUACUUUUAAUUCUAUUUAAAUUGAUUUAUUAAAUUUGGAUGUUAAUGUUUUUAGGCAAUCUCAAUAAAUAUUGUCAAAGAUAAUUUUCCAUUUAAUCUUUUCUUCAGUGAUGCUCCUCAGCCAUUAUUUAAGUGUGAAUCUUUAGACGAGGAUAAGGAGAUAGCUAGAGGUUGUUUUAGGUAUAUAAGUUAUUUAUUCAUAUAUAUUAUAUACAUAUAAACUAAAAAUAUUAAAUUUAAUAUGUUUUCUUUUUAAAUAAUAUAAAAAUGCAUAUAAAAUAAAUAAACUGUAAACAUAUACAAUCACACAUUCACGUUAUUCUAAAUUAUGCGCUUCACUUUGCCACUUUGCCUGAAAAGGGCUACAUUGGUUAGUCUUUUUGCACCAUACCUUUUGCAUUUUUAUGUAUGUAAGAUCAAAUGUGAAUAUAAAAAUCUUAAAAUUUACGACAAAACCACUUUGUUCUCGCAAUCAUUUUUUAUUAAAAAUAAUUUAUUAUUUAAAUAAUUGUAUGUACUACUUUUACAAUUUCUCACCUAUAAAAAUGGCACAUAAAUCCGCAGUUGGCAUUACUUGGAAUUUGCUCAAGAUCUAAAAAUGUUUUUCUGUAUGCAUGCCUGCUAAUAUUAAUAUACUAUAGACUAUAAAUUUGUUAAUAUAUUAAUAUAAUAACAAUUUUUUAUUAAAUAGAUAUAUUAAAAAAAUAUUUAAGCAGUUGGAUGAGUUUCGAGCGUUUGAAUUACUGAGAACUGGUUUAGAUCGGUCUCGAUACUUAUUGGUGAAAGAAGUGAAAAUAAUAGCAAUGACUUGUACUCAUGCAGCAUUGAAGCGUAAGGAACUCAUAGAACUUGGCUUUAAAUAUGAUAACAUACUAAUGGAAGAAUCAGCUCAAAUUCUUGAAAUAGAAACAUUUAUUCCUUUGUUACUUCAAAAUUCUGAUGAUGGAUUUAGUCGAUUAAAAAGAUGGAUUAUGAUUGGUGAUCAUCAUCAAUUGCCUCCAGUUAUUAAAAAUAUGGCUUUUCAAAAAUAUUCUAAUAUGGAGCAAUCAUUAUUCUCUCGCAUGGUAAAUUUAGGAGUUCCUACUAUUGAUUUAGAUGCACAAGGACGUUCACGGCCUAGGUAAUUAAACUACAUAGAUAAUUUAUUGUAAUUAUUCAUUCAUUACAUUUUUUAUUUUUAGUUUGAGUCAACUUUAUAAUUGGCGGUAUAACAACUUGGGUAAUCUUGACCAUGUAUUAACUGCUUCAGAAUAUCAUAAAGCAAACGCAGGUUUCUGCUAUGAAUAUCAAUUGAUAGAUGUUGGUUUAUUUAAUGGUGUUGGUGAAACUGAACCAAAUCCUCAUUUUAUCCAGGUUUUAAACUACUCUAAUCACUAUUUCUAUUAUAAAUAUAAAUAUAAAUAUUUUAAAUCAAUUAACUUAUAAAAAUUUUAGAAUUUAGCAGAAGCAGAAUAUUGUGUUUCUGUUUAUAUGUAUAUGCGGCUUAUUGGUUAUCCUGCAAAUAAAAUAACUAUUUUAAGCACAUAUAAUGGGCAAAAACAUUUGAUUAGAGAAAUCCUAAAUAUGCGCUGUGGUUCUAACCCACUUAUUGGAUGGCCUCACAAAGUAUUUAAAUAAAUCUAAAUGUAUUUUUUCAACAGGAAAUUUAUUAAAAAUUACAUUAUUUAUUUUUCAGGUGACUACAGUUGAUAAGUAUCAAGGUCAGCAAAAUGACUAUGUACUAUUAUCUUUGGUAAGAACCAAAACAGUUGGUCAUCUAAGAGACGUUAGACGUUUAGUUGUAGCUAUGUCAAGAGCAAGACUUGGUUUAUAUGUUUUUGCUAAUGUAUCACUUUUUAGUAAUUGUUUUGAAUUAUCACCAACAUUCAACAUUGUAAGAAUUUUUAACUACCUAAUCAAUUGUUUGUAUUAUAUUUUAAAGUUUUAAUUUUAUCUUAUAGUUAACAAAACGGCCAUUAAAAUUACAUCUCCUACCAGCUGAAUAUUACCCUACAAAUAGAUCACUUGAUGAUUCUGUAAAUAAUGAUGGUCAAGCAUUUAUUGUACAAGAUAUGCCUGAAAUAGCUAAAUAUGUGUUUGAUUAUUAUUUACAACGAGUUCAAGAACUAAAAAAAGUUCAUCAAGUAUGUACUUAUUAUUUAAAUCCGUAUAUCAUAUGUAAUUACUUUUUAAAAACGUCCAAAAAUUGUUUUGGAGUUACCGAUUAAAAAAAAAAAAAACACUAAAUAUAUUUUUUAAAUAUUAACUGGUAAACAUUUAGAGAAACAACAUAGCCUAGAGUAUUAUUAUUUGUGUUUGUAUUUACAAUUUACAAUUAACAAUUAAAAUGAAUUUCAAUAAUCAUUUUCAUUAAUUUUAAUAAUUUUUUUAGAUUACUGUUAUGCAUUAUAACACUUGUAUUAGUUUAUUACUUAAUGAGUUUUUUUAUGUUUAAAUCUAAACUAGUCAUUAGUACAUUGAAAUAAAUUGUAGAAAACCGAGGUAAAAACCCAAAUAAUAAUUAGGGGUGGGGUAAUAGACAAAAUUAUAUUUUUCUUCACAAUCGACAUUUGAUGAACUGAUAUUUUCAGAGUAAAACAUCUCUAGAAUAUAAGGUAAGCAUUUUAAACAAUUUUGGGUUUUCAACUAAUUUAAAAUUUUGGUUAUUAUUAAAAAUUAGUAUCGGUAAAAAAAAUGAACCAUCCUUAAAAAAACCGAAGGCUACUUUUUUUCUUAUAAUGAUAGUAUAUCUAUUUAUUUUGGUUCUUAUUUGUUAUUGUCCCGUCAUAGUAUUAAAUAUAUCCACUGUUGUUUUGGGAACAAGUUUGAGUUUUUUCCAAUAAAAAGUACUACAUGAGCUAGUACUUGAGUUGGCAAAACAAGGUUUCAUCAUACCAGGUGUAUCAUAAUUUAGUGAAAUUUUUGGCGGUGCUAAAAUAAACCAGUACCUUUAAUUUGUAUAUUUUGUAUUUUGUAAUGUAGGAACUAAAACCUCAAGAAGAUUGGAUUAAACCUGGAAUGUCAGUUACAUCUGUAGAAAAGAAAAGAAAUAACCCUGACCAUCCUGGAGCAGAAUCUGAUUCCGAUAAUGAUAAUGGUGAUGGUAGUGAAGAUGAAAAUACCAUUAAAAUAAAAGGAAAUAAACAAACUCCUGACCAUUUUGAAGUAGAAUCUGAUUCUGAUAACAAUGAUGAUAAUGAGGAUGAAAAUAUAAACACAAAAGGAAAUGAACAAAACAUAAUUGGAUCCUCAGAUUUACAUGUUUAUGAUGAAACAAAAUCAGAAAUUAACAUAGAUGGACACAUUUGUACAUCGCCACAGUUGAAUGUCAAUAAUAUUUUAGAUAAAAAUUAAAUUAUGGAAAAAGAUUAACUUUUUAUUACUAAUUAUUAAGAACUCAAACUUGUACAUAUUUUUUUAUUUUAAAAGAAAUACAUUUUCAAUUUUCCAAGACUAAAUUAUUUUAGAUUUUAAGCACAGUGAGGAAUCCAUUUUACUAUGAUCUGAUUUAUUUUCUGUCUAAACAACUUUUUAAAAUGUAGAGAUAUGAAAAUUUCACACUUUUUAGACAUGGUAAAUAUGUGAAGC
Molecule: messenger RNA, 13565 nt
Organism: Cinara cedri
Lineage: Eukaryota; Metazoa; Arthropoda; Insecta; Hemiptera; Aphididae
Source: the annotation of a GenBank genome assembly